AUGAGCAACAUCAACGACGAUCCUCAUGCCCCUCAUCAGCAUGUACAGGUCUGUGAGAUCUGUAGCCAGCUAAGUGGUCUACCAACUCCCAAAGUCACAACUCAUCUCACCUCGGGAGGUCUCGUUGGACUCCCCAGCCCACUCGGUGUCGACUUUACCUCGACGCUCGUCUCCCCUGGAGCGGUGCUCGUCCCUGCUCGACUGAGUAUAGGCUCAGAAGCUUUAGAAGCUGCCAAAUGUCCCUCGCAACCCAAACCUCUGAAUGUAGGUUCGGACUGGGACCCUCUCAAAGACUCCAAGUACGCCUCACUAGCCGCCGAGAGACUCUCAAAGGCUGUACAAGUAAGAACUGAAUCAUUCGACAACUUCAUUUACUUACCUGCCAACGAUAGUCAAUAUGACAAAUUCUUCGCUUUUUCUUCUUUCCUCGAAAAGGAGCUGCCCAAAGUCUACUCUGCUUUGAAACAUGAAGCGGUCAACACCCACGGACCUCUCUUCACAUGGGAGGGGAAACAGAAGGAUUUGAAACCGAUUUUGUUAAUGGCGCAUAUCGAUACGGUGCCUGUAAAUCCUGAUACGGAAGAUCAAUGGGUGUUUCCUCCUUUUGCUGGAGAAAUAGCGGUGGAUGCUACUCCUGAAGCUACAGGGACGUGGAUAUGGGGAAGAGGUUCUUCCGAUUGUAAGAAUAGUCUCAUGGCUAUCUUGGGAUCUGUGGAGAGGUUGGUCAGUGAGAGAUUCGAGCCGGAGAGGACAAUCUUGCUUGGUUUUGGCUAUGAUGAGGAAAUAGGAGGUUGGAAAGGGGCAGGAAGUCUGGCAAAACUUUUGGAAGAGAGAUACGGUCCAGACUCGGUGGCAUUUCUAGUGGACGAAGGAUUCUCUGGAUUAGCAGAGGAAUAUGGUAAUAUGUUCAUGAGUUUGGGAAUGGCGGAAAAGGGAGCGUCAACGUUUCAUAUCAAGGUGGAGACCCUUGGAGGACAUUCAAGUGUUCCUCCUCCUCACACAGGCAUCGGAGUCAUGGCACAACUCUUGAUUGCACUUGAAUCCCAUCCAUUUGAACCCUCCCUUGUUCCCGCUUCUCCAUAUAUGAAAUACCUAUCUUGUCUAUUUGAAUACGCCCCUGAUAUCCCUCGAUCACUGAAAAGGAGAGUUCGACAUCCGAAAAUGUGGAAAAAGCUCGCUAGGGACUUGGCCAAAUCCGAUCGAAUUUUGAAUUCGUACUUGUCUACCACCCAGGCGAUCGAUAUCAUCCAUGGAGGUGUCAAAGUGAAUGCUCUUCCGGAGUUGGUAGAGGCUCAAAUCAAUCACCGUAUUUCCUUUACUUCCUCAGUUAAGGAAACUAUCGACCAUUUCAAAUCUGUCAUCACUCCUAUAGCUGAAAAACUCAAUUUUACUCUGUCAGCAUUUGACAAUUCCCCUAAGACCUCGGAACAACACAUCACCAUCGGUGUCACCUCAUCAGGCGGACAAGGACAAUUGGAACCUGCUCCCAUUACCGAACCUGACACUCAAGCUUGGGAAUUGUUAGCAGGGACAUUGAGACAUAUGUUUGGGAAAGAAACGAUUGUUGCUCCUACUGGCAUGUUUGCUAAUACAGAUACAAAACAUAUGUGGAAACUCACCAAAAACUUGUAUCGUUUCAUGCCUGCUUCAAUCACCGGUGCGGCAAAUAUCCACACUGUCAACGAAAGACUCAGUCUUGAUGCUCAUCUCAACACCACGAGGUUUUAUUAUAAACUUCUUCAAAACGUUCAAACUUGGAAAGCAGAUUGACCCAUAAAUCCAACCUUUCACUUUAUAUGGACUGUACGAGUAAAUUGAACUUUUUCAGAUGAGAGGACUCAAAUUUGUUUUUCGUGAUUUUGUGUAUAAUGAUGAACUUUGUAUCAAACAUUGAUCUGGGACCUUUGGAGAGAUGAAACGAGUCAAAAAUGCGUUUAGGUGUUUGUGUAUAGUCAGGAACCUUGUGUUUAACAUCGAUGAAAUAAUCGUUUUGUUCAAAGGUUUAUAAUAUGCAUGAUCAUGAAAAUA
Messenger RNA from Tremella mesenterica DSM 1558, 2028 nucleotides. RefSeq lists its product as uncharacterized. NCBI's taxonomy places the organism in Eukaryota, Fungi, Basidiomycota, Tremellomycetes, Tremellales, Tremellaceae. Gene Ontology annotation, cellular component: fungal-type vacuole lumen. The coding region runs from base 1 to 1770 and encodes 589 amino acids. The transcript is spliced from 8 exons. The record is from RefSeq and is a predicted model, not a curated record. Gene Ontology annotation, molecular function: metallocarboxypeptidase activity.